Messenger RNA from Pterocles gutturalis (yellow-throated sandgrouse), 957 nucleotides. RefSeq names its product SWI/SNF related, matrix associated, actin dependent regulator of chromatin, subfamily d, member 2 (gene SMARCD2). Lineage: Eukaryota; Metazoa; Chordata; Aves; Pterocliformes; Pteroclidae. The annotation marks the transcript as partial. Gene Ontology annotation, cellular component: nucleus; SWI/SNF complex. The record is from RefSeq and is a predicted model, not a curated record. Gene Ontology annotation, biological process: regulation of transcription by RNA polymerase II. The transcript is spliced from 9 exons.
CUUCCUCCCCAGCGCCCAGGGAUGCCACCAGGUAGCCGGAUGCCCAUGGCAGGGGUCGAAGUACGGCCGCCCCGGGGGGUGAAGAGGAGGAAGAUGGCCGACAAGGUCCUGCCGCAGAGGAUCCGGGAGCUGGUCCCAGAAUCCCAGGCCUACAUGGACCUCCUGGCCUUUGAGCGCAAGCUGGACCAAACCAUCGCUCGGAAGAGGAUGGAAAUUCAGGAGGCCAUAAAGAAACCGCUGACGCAAAAACGGAAGCUGAGGAUUUACAUCUCCAACACUUUCACCCCAGCCAAAGAAGAAGGGGAGGGUGGUGAGCGCGUGGCCUCCUGGGAGCUUCGCGUGGAGGGCAAACUGCUGGAGGACCCGAGCAAGCAGAAGAGGAAGUUCUCCUCCUUUUUCAAGAGCCUCGUCAUCGAGCUGGACAAAGACCUGUACGGGCCAGACAACCAUCUGGUGGAGUGGCACCGGCUGCCCACAACCCAGGAGACCGAUGGCUUCCAAGUCAAGCGUCCCGGCGACGUCAAUGUGAAAUGCACCCUGCUGCUCAUGCUGGAUCACCAGCCACCACAGUACAAACUGGACCCUCGCCUGGCUCGCCUGCUGGGGGUGCACACCCAGACCCGCGCCAGCAUCAUGCAGGCGCUCUGGCUCUACAUCAAGCACAACAAGCUGCAGGACAGUCACGAGAAGGAGUACAUCAACUGCAACCGCUACUUCCGCCAGAUCUUUAACUGCGUCCGCAUGCGCUUCUCCGAGAUCCCCAUGAAGCUGGCGGGGCUCCUGCAGCACCCGGAUCCCAUCAUCAUCAACCACACCAUCAGCGUGGACCCCAAUGACCAGAAGAAGACGGCGUGUUAUGACAUCGACGUGGAGGUGGACGAUCCCCUGAAAGCUCAGAUGAGCAACUUCCUGGCUUCCACCACCAACCAGCAGGAGAUCGCCUCGCUGGACGCCAAG